Macadamia integrifolia is the source of this 552-nucleotide messenger RNA. RefSeq lists its product as uncharacterized. NCBI's taxonomy places the organism in Eukaryota, Viridiplantae, Streptophyta, Magnoliopsida, Proteales, Proteaceae. The transcript is spliced from 5 exons. The coding region runs from base 1 to 552 and encodes 183 amino acids. The record is from RefSeq and is a predicted model, not a curated record.
AUGGUGGAAGAAAAAGGAGCCCUAAAAAAGAAUGAUACAUGGGAACUUGUGAUUCUUCCUCCUAGAAAGAGACUAGUUGGGUGUAAAUGGGUGUUCGCGAUAAAGGAAAAAUUGGAUGGGUUAGUGGACAAGUACAAGCUAGAGCUCUAUGAGGAAUUGUGCAUGGAUAUUCCACCAAGAUUCUCCAGUAAGGAAACGGAGGGAGAUGACAGCGUUGAGAGCUUUUUUGGUCGAGAGUUUGAGAUAAAAGAUCUUAGAAAACUAAGGUACUUUCUUGGGAUUGAAAUACUCCUGUGGAAGCUAACACUCGGGCCUCGGCUCAAGGAAAAGGAGGGUGAACAAGUGGACAAAGGCUGUUAUCAACAGUUUGUUGGAAAGUUGAUCUAUCUCUCCUACACACGGCCUGAUAUUGCUGUGGCUGUUAGCUUGGUAUUUCAGUAUAUGCAUGAUCCUUAUUCCUCCCGCAUGGAGGCAGUUACACGUAUCUUAAGAAAGAAGAAAAAUGUGGUGGCUAAGUCUAAUGCUGAAGCAGAGUUUCGUGCUAUGGCAUAG